AAGACGUAUGGAGUGGAUCCAAAUUAUUAUUAUACUGCGCCAGGAAUGUCGUUCGACUGCAUGCUCAAAUAUACAGAGGUUGAGCUGGAACUUUUGUCGGAUUAUGAUAAAAUUAUGAUGUUCGAACAAGGCUAAUAAUAUUAUGAUUCCUGAAUACGACCCAACAAAACCUGAUUCAUGGAUAGUAUACUUGGACGCAACUAAUCUUUAUGGUUGGGCAAUGAGUCAGUAUAUGCCCAAGGAUGGAUUUAAUUGGUAUAAAGAAGACCUGAGCGUUGAGAACAUUUUGAAUUUGUUAGACGGGAUGGAUGAAACGUCAGAGGUGGGUUGGGCUUUGGAAGUUGACGUCUCCUAUCCCGACUCAUUGCAUGAUGACCAUAAUGAUUUACCAUACCUUCCAGAGAGAAUAACACCACCUGGUUCUAAAAUAAAAAAACUUGUUGCUAAUUUACAUUCUAAACAUAAAUACAUCGUUCAUUACAUGGCAUUGAAGCAAGCCCUGAAAGCGGGGUUAAUAUUGGAUAAGAUGCCCAAUGAUAAUUCUUCUCCGAUUUUUUCCCCAAACAUGGAACUCUCACCUGUACCAGAUUAUGCGUAUGAGGUACAGCACGAUCAUCAACAGGGUGAAAUGAUUAAUAUGUUUAAUUUUGAGACUCAAUCCGGGGAUAGCGGUUAUAACACGCAACGAUAUGGGAUUUUCUCCCCGUUGUCUCAUAUGGAAAUAGAACCGCAAUACGUCAUCGGACUACAUGAUGAUGAUGAGCCGUUGCCAGUUAUUCUAUCACCUGAUUUGGUAGAGUUUUUUUUACAACCUGGUGGCGAACAUAGCUCGAAACCAUAACAGAAUAUUUUGCAACAAUAUUUUCUGUCGCCGGAUAUGUUUGGGCCGUCUCAACAAUAUAACAUUUCAAUCACGGCUCCGGGACAGAAUAGCGAGUCAGAAGGGGAAAUUUCCGAAAGUAUAUUGGCCCCCCAGCGUAACCGUAGGAAAUUACGUCCUAAAGAAUCAGACGAAGAAACCUGGAUUAAUGACGGUUACGAUGAAGCGUUGUUUAAUUUAAUGAUAAAAAAUAAUAUUUAAAAACAUAAGUAAAUAAAAAAAAAAUAUUUUGUACACUUA
Messenger RNA from Rhopalosiphum padi (bird cherry-oat aphid), 1120 nucleotides. RefSeq lists its product as uncharacterized. The transcript is spliced from 5 exons. Bases 143 to 841 code for a protein of 232 amino acids. The record is from RefSeq and is a predicted model, not a curated record. Lineage: Eukaryota; Metazoa; Arthropoda; Insecta; Hemiptera; Aphididae.